Messenger RNA from Grus americana (Whooping crane), 3590 nucleotides. RefSeq names its product ADAMTS-like protein 2. The record is from RefSeq and is a predicted model, not a curated record. Lineage: Eukaryota; Metazoa; Chordata; Aves; Gruiformes; Gruidae. Gene Ontology annotation, molecular function: metalloendopeptidase activity. The transcript is spliced from 16 exons. Gene Ontology annotation, biological process: extracellular matrix organization. Bases 65 to 2737 code for a protein of 890 amino acids. Gene Ontology annotation, cellular component: extracellular matrix.
GCGGCCGCGCCGCGGGUCGCCGCCCGCCACCCGGCAGGUUGUAAAGUCAUUAACUCCCUCAGCCAUGCCGGGCCGCGCUCCGGCGGCGGCUGCUCCUGCUCCGGCCGCUGGUGGGCCGCCUCGCCGCCUCCUCCGCGGCGGCUGCAACAGCAGCAGCAGCGCGGCAUGGCCGCCGCUCCCCGCCGCCUCCGCCUCCUCCUCCUCCUCCUCCUCAGUGCCGCCGCCGCCGCCCCCCUCGGCGCUAAGUAGUGAGGCAGCAGAUGGAGCUGGCCCCUGGGAUGAAGAAGUCACCAAGUGGUGGGGAGAGUGGAGCUCCUGGUCUACCUGCUCCCGGUCCUGUGGAGGAGGCGUGAUGUCCCGGGAGAGACACUGCUUAAGACAGAGGCUCCAGAUGCCCCAGGGAACAAACAGCACCAUGUGUGUUGGUCAAGCCAAGUACUACGAACUGUGCCAGCAGCAGCCCUGCCCAGCCAACACAGCAAGCUUCAAACAGCAGCAGUGCUCCAGUUUCAAUGCCAAAGCCUUUGGGAAGCGCUACUAUCACUGGAUGCCGCUCUAUCCAGAUGACUACACCAGUAUCUCCAACAAGCCGUGUGACCUCCAAUGCACCACCCGGAGCGGAGAGAGGCAGCUGAUGGCCCGAGCACAGGAUGGUACCUCCUGCAAGGACAGGACCUAUCAAGGGGUCUGCAUCAAUGGGAAGUGUGAGCCAGUUGGGUGCGAUGGGAGCCUGUACUCACCCCGGACGAUGGACAGAUGCAGGGUGUGUGGAGGGGACGGCAGCACUUGCCACCGUGUCUCGGGCAGCUUCCGAAAGGCAAUCUCACAGAUAGGUUACGUGUUCAUCACCAACAUUCCUGCCGGUGCCACGGACAUCCUCAUCAUCGAGCGCAGGAAAACAGAAAACAUCCUAGCACUCGCGGAUGAAUCCGGGCAUUUCUUCUUCAACGGCAACUCCAUCAUUGAUAACCCCCAGAACUUCAGGGUAGCUGGCACGAUCUUCAAGUACCGGCGGCCCUCGAGCCUGAGCUCAGAUGGGCUGGAGUAUAUCAUAGCUCAUGGGCCCACUAACCAGUCUCUGAACGCCAUGUACUAUAACUUCAAUGGGAAAAUGCCACACAUAACUUAUGACUACACCGUACCACGGACACCACCUCUCCAGACUGCAGCCCCUGCAGUAGACAGACCUCUCUAUCAACACCUCCCAGAGCCCAGCCAGAACCAUCCCAUUCCAGCCAACUCCAGAGCUGCCCAGGACUUCAAUGCCACGUGGCUCUCCUUAUCACCAGAUGACACCAGUGAACAGCUUCCUCUAAGAGAAGGGCAUGAAGAUUUAGGCUUUGGUCAUCCGCACUUCUUCCAGACCAACUCCACCACACAGACUCAGGACUGGGGCUGGGAACAAGGUGAAGAGAAGGAGAAGUAUGACUUCCAGAUAAGACAGGUCUACCAUGCAAACACAGCAGGAGAGGAAGAGGAGGAGAAAGCAGCAGCAAUUGGUGGAGAAACAGAGUUGGCUCUCAGGUUCAACCAAAUUUCCAUCAGCACGGCUGUACCCUACAGCAUGAGGCGAUCGGAGCUCUCGGAGAACAGCCGCAUGGCAUCCUCCAGGCUUCGUCUCUUCAGGCGACUGUGUCACCGAGACCCGCACAACACUGCCUUCUGUAGGGAGCUGCAGCACCUGGCAGCAAGGCUGGCCCCGAGGAACUCCACAGCAGGACUAUGGACCGAGACGGCUGCCCGGUGGCUGCAGGGCCUCCACAAAGCGCCGGCCCGUAAGAACUCACUGGAGGACUUGAAGGUGGAGGCAUUUGCUGGGAGUCAUGGGGAAGCAGCCAACUACAGCAUGAUGGCAUCUGUGGAGAGCACUCUGCUAGGUGCCAGCACAACUGCGGACAUCAGCCAGGCAGAGCCUCUGCAAGCCCCUGGCACUGAAAGCAAUGAGUUUGAUGUGAGCCCCCUGGGCCAUGAUGACAUCAGCUUGGCUGACAUGUAUCGGUGGAAAGUCUCAGCGUAUGCCCCCUGCAGCUCCACGUGCACUUCAGCAGGUAUCAGCACCUCCUAUGCGAUGUGUGUCCGGUAUGACGGAGUGGAAGUGGAUGAAACGUACUGCGAUGCCCUAACCCGACCAGAACCUACUCACGAAUUUUGCGCGGGGAGAGAUUGCCAGCCUAGGUGGGAGACCAGCCGGUGGAGUGAAUGCUCCAGAACCUGUGGUGAGGGCUAUCAGUACCGCACCGUGCGCUGCUGGAAGAUGUUGGCUCCAGGCUUUGACAGCUCCGUUUAUGAUGACCUCUGUGAGUCAGCUGGGCUGGCCAGGCCCAUGGAGAGGAAAGCCUGCAAGAACAAGGCCUGUGGGCCCCAGUGGGAGCUCUCCGAGUGGUCCGAGUGUUCGGCCCGAUGUGGCACGCAGGGGACGAUGAAGCGGGAGGUGCGCUGCUCGGUGGAAGCACCCCUCUGCGACGAGUUGCGGAAGCCCAGCAGCGAGAAGGUGUGCACAGGACCGCCCUGUGACCGCCGCUGGACUGCUUCGGAUUGGGGCCCGUGCUCAGGUUCGUGUGGUGAGGGACGCAUGAGCCGCUUCAUCGCCUGUCGCAACCUGGAGGGGAAGGUGAUCUCUGACUCGCAGUGUGACCCAGCCACCAAGCCCCUGGCUGUCCAUCCAUGUGGAGACAAGAACUGCCCUGCACACUGGGUGGAGCAGGAGUGGGACCAGCUGUUGACUGCAUUCAGCUGAGUCUCCCUCCAGCACUGGUAACAAGCACAAACUGGUUAAACCUACAGCAGUCCUGUAACCCUGUCCCACUCUGGCCUGGGGUGUGGGUCACAAACAAUGCUGCAGUGCAGUUUUUCAGCUGCGUCCAGGCUAUUAAACUCACCUGACCUUGGAAAAACCAGCUGAGCUCCCCAUCUUCACGUGUGCCAGCUUCUUUGCCGUGUUCUCUCGGCCGAUCAGCUCUGACUUUGUGGGAUGACUAAGGGCUGAUGCAAAGCCAGCUGUGCUGGCCCUGCCGUGGUGAAGGUGGGCACAAAACAGUGAAAUCUCAAACUGGCAACUGCCUCCAUGGGCAUCAGGGAGCAGAGCUGAGCUAGAGUCGGAAAUCGAGCUCCCAGCUAAGCCUGUGUAGCUUUGGGUUCAGCAGUACUUGUCCAUGCAAAGCACCUGCAGUGCACCAGUUUGGUCCCCUUGGGCCCACACGAAGCUUGUCAGUACUCAGAGAUGUAGGUUGCUAUGUGAAUACACUAUGUGGUUUUUGAGAACAGAUACACAUAAAAUAAGACAGAAACAGCCUCUUGUAGUCUUACCUUGGCUGCUCCAGGUCCCUUGUAGUAGCUGCUCUUGAGGCCAGCCAAGGUGAAUUUGCCAUCCCCAGUGCUGGCUAAACACUAAUUCCCAGCUCCUGUCCUCGCUCCCUAAGAAAUUCAGCUCCUUUGCAGACACCCGUUGCUGCUGUGACCUGGGCAGCACUGCCUCCGUUAGACUGGUGUCAGCACAUGCAUCAAGCACCUUCUGAGCUGGAUGCCAUCUAACCUGCAACCUGAAGUUCUACAGCUGACGAACAUCAUUUGUUACCUGGCUGUUACGUUCU